Messenger RNA from Aedes albopictus (Asian tiger mosquito), 2188 nucleotides. RefSeq lists its product as uncharacterized. Gene Ontology annotation, cellular component: membrane. The record is from RefSeq and is a predicted model, not a curated record. Lineage: Eukaryota; Metazoa; Arthropoda; Insecta; Diptera; Culicidae. The transcript has 3 exons. The coding region runs from base 210 to 1082 and encodes 290 amino acids.
UAUAAGGGGUUACAAUAUUGAGAUAGGAGUACAAUUCAUUAACGAUCGUUGAAGUAUAACGAACUCUCCUUCGCAGAGUGAUCAUCAUCAGAGCAGCCCACAGUAGGAGUGCCUUGAGUGCCGUGACUUGUGUUCUUAAAGAACUUUAUCGUUUCGAACGCAGUGUUUUGUGUGAUACAGUGUUAUCUCGAAGCAAGAACAGCCAGAUCAUGAAAGUGUUUAUCGCCGUAUUUGCCCUGCUAGUGGCCAGUGCUUUGGCCGCCCCAGCUCCGGCUGACGAAUCCUCCAGCUCCAGUGGCCUGGGAAUGGCCCUCCGGUACUUCGGAAGCUGUCUGGAAUCCGACGAAAUGGGAACCUGCUUCGCUGUGAAAGGAAUUACCGCUCUGAACCGUGCUGCCCGUGCCAACAACAUCGAAAUCGUGCCCGGUGUUACUUUCUCAAGAGACCCAGCUGCUCCUGUUGAACGCAUGGGCAAGUCCAUCUCUGAAAACGAAAUCAUCAGCACCCUGCCCGCCACCGCCGAAGACAAGAGCGACGCCCUGUUCGAUAUGGCCGUCGACUCCGCCAAGCGUCUGUUCACUGCCCGCUCCAUCCAGUUCAAGCUGCCCGAAGAAGCCCAGGAAUCCAUUGCCCGUUCUAUCGAAGAAGGUAGACUGCUGAAGAAAGGUAAGAAGCUGAAGAAGGUUCUGGGCCCACUUGUCCUGGCUGUCGGAGGAAAGCUGUUCGCCCUGCUGCCCCUGCUCCUCGGAGGAGUUGCUCUGUUGGCAUUCAAGGCUCUGCUCGUCUCCAAGGUUGCCCUGGUCCUGGCUGUCGUCCUCGCCGUCAAGAAAUUCCUCGGAGGAGCCGUUGAAGGUGCCGGUACUCUGGGUCUGCUGUCCAAGGCCGUUGGAGGUGCUGCUGCUGCUGGUGCUGGUGCUCUGGGAGCUGGUGCCCUGGCUGCUGGUGCUGGUGGAGCUACCGGUGGAUGGUCGUCCGGAGCCGGUGCUCAGGGCUGGUCUCAAGGAAGCGCUCAGUAUCCUUAUGCCCGUAGCUACGAUACCGCUCAGGACCUCGCCUACAGCGCCCAGGCCCCUAAGGCGUAAACCACCCCUCCCGCACCCUUACACCCCGAAACGAAACCAUAUUAGGUUAGGAAUCUUCCUCCUGCAAAACUCUACGCACCAACUAUGGCUCCUUCAACUACUACUCUAGUCUUCGUGUCGACCCCCACACUGUCCUGGGGAAUUAUCUUGGGCCCCCCUACACAACCCACCCCUUAUCGCUUCAACCUCAACCUGUCCACCUGGCACCGAAACGUGCACCCCUCAAUCUAGUCUCUAACCAACAAUUUCACAUGGAAGUCAGAAAGCGAGACAACGCAUCGUUGACGAGUCUACCAGCACAUACCCGUCCCAAAAGCCGGCAAACCGAGCUUUCCUCUACCAUCUACGCUCCGAUCAACACGCACCGCACCUGCCACAAUUAUACGACACGCCAGAUCGUGACGAAAACCGAUCCAUCCGCCGCCGUCUAAUCUUUCACCAAAACACACCUCUUCCUAUCUCUUCAACCGCCACCCCCUCACCAAAACAAACAAUAACAAAAAAACCCUCCCGCGAAGAGUGUAGAAAAGAGAGUACUUCUCUCCGAUCCGUUCCGAGAUCGAGAUCGAGUAUCAUCACCAUGAUCGCCGAACUGCGCGCAUCGAUUUGCUGAUGAUAGCCGAUGGGACACCCUUGCAUUGUAGGCUGCAACGAUUCGAAACGAUUUGCGCCGGAUCGAACCAAGAAACCCGCACCUGCACCCGCCCGCCCGCCAAUUUGUACAUACACAAAUACAAACGAAAUCAUCUUUAGGGGAAACGAAAGUUUAGCACAUGAGAGAAUUUGCGCACCAAGCGAGCGAGCGAGCGAGUGCGCACCCAAGCGAGCCGUCGAACCGAUCCGUCAAACGACUUUCCGUUCUACUCAACUAUACGCGCCACUUAGCGCCAACUUAGCGUUUACAACAACUAACUGCCGCAACGCCAGCGGUUUUCCUCCUUCCUUCCCAAUUCUCCUUGAAAAAACAAAUCUUAAGUAGUGUUUAUUAGUGUUUAGUAAUUUAUUGCCCCCCCCUUAAAUCCAGUGAACAAGACGACGAAGUGAAACAACAAAAAAUCCCAACAUCGAUCACACACGUGUAAUUAAUUUAUUUUUAUUUAUGAAAC